Dreissena polymorpha is the source of this 4200-nucleotide messenger RNA. RefSeq lists its product as uncharacterized. The record is from RefSeq and is a predicted model, not a curated record. The transcript is spliced from 4 exons. Bases 920 to 3238 code for a protein of 772 amino acids. NCBI's taxonomy places the organism in Eukaryota, Metazoa, Mollusca, Bivalvia, Myida, Dreissenidae.
GUAACACAUUAACGUCAUCGGUAUCGAAAAGAAAAACAUUAAACAUUUAAACAUUAUGUCGAAGGGAAAAUCCCAGAAGACAACACAUUUGUUCACAAAAACGACUUAAAAUAUCUUUUAAAAAGUGUGUGAGUCAUCAGCACGCGAUCGACAGCCUUUAAUGUUUAAAAUAAUAACGCUUACCCAUUUCGAACCUUCAGACUUAAGCGACCCAUGAAUACAAAUACAAACUACCAGUAAUUGCGGGUAAUUAAAAAUCAGUUCUCUUAAGUGAAAUUGUUACCAGUCUCUCUUUUAAAGACAAGCUGACAUUGUCCAAUGUAAUUAUCUAUUGGUAGAAACUUAUACAAAAUACAAAAGAACAAAAGAAUUGUCACUUUGUCGUAAAAGUUAUUUUUUGUUUAUUCAUCAUUGGUUUCAAAAUUGCAAAUGUAUGUGUUUGUUGAAUUGUGGAAAAAACUGCGGUACGAAAUAUUGAACAACCGACGGGCAAACAAAAGAUUUGUUUUAGAAAUAAAGCGAGGAUUUCAAAGUGUAAAUGGUGAAACAUUGUUUAAAAUAACAUUUAAAAAAUAAACACAAACAUAUACAUAAUUUACACGUAAUAGAUGCGGUGGGAUUUAAGUGAUUCACAUCAGAACAAAACAAAGCAUUUUACAAGUAAAAGAUUAUUUUAUGUCUUUGUUUAUUCGCUAAACAUCAAUUAUGCUCAUUCACCGGUAGCAACAAUUGUAUAAAACUGGAUUUCUGCACAGACGGACGGGAAAUACGGAAUAUGUUUGUCGGACAAAAAAAACAAACACCGAAUGACCGUAAUAUGUGAAUGUUCAAAUUGUCAAGAAGCCUUCCUAACCAAACUCCGCUUAUUUGACCUAUAAAUGUCAACUGAACUAUCUCGCUGACGUGGACGACCCUCAUUAUGCCGAUCGGAAUCGAGAACGUGCUGAAGGAUGUGGACAUGCAGAUCGUGUACCGCAGACUGGAGGCCCGGAAGAGGGACAUCACCGCCGACGGCAAGAUGUCCAAGCGGCAGCUGGCGAUGGCUUACCGCGGCUACCACGGGCUCGAGUCGCAGUACCACGCACUGCAGCAUCUCUCCAAUGACGUCAUGCUCAACGCCAAACUGCGCAACGACAACAUCCAGAACCGGCACGCAGAUGAAAUGCGCGCACUCAUUGAGCAAGAGCGCAAUUCACGCAAAGAAAACGAGAAAGCGCUGCAGGCGAUGCGAGAGGACUUCACCGCUCAGAUCGCUUAUCAGUACGUGUCUAAGAACCACAGCUUCAAGCGCAACUUCCAGUCCCGGAAUCAGACGGCGCGUAAACCUCGGCCGGUUUCGGACAAUCCGCAGCUUUACGCGCAGGAAAUCGAGAGGCGACAGCAGUCUAGUCGCGGCGGCUCGAGACCUCUCGGGUCGCUGCGCGAGGUUGAUAAAUACAAAGACGAACUCAAGUUCCCGCCGAUACGGCCCUCGGAGACGUCAGGGGGAAAAGAGGCGCUAUCGCCGCGCGUGAAUAUGAUGGGAGGGAAAACAUAUCAAGAGAUGAAGAAUCGGAACCCGGAGGAAGAUGACGCUGAGAAAAAGUUAUCAUCGUUUCCGAAUAUUGAGAACGCAAUGGGCGUAGAGAUUCGGUACAAAUACAAGCCGAACGAAGAUGAAAAAAGCAGUAUGAUAUCAGCGCCUCCGGGUAACAUGGACGCAGAGACAAUUAUCGACAGCUAUUUUUCGCCGUCGCCUUCGGGCCUCGUGGCUUUGGACAUGGGACAGAACCUCGUUCAGCUUAGACGCGCCGAAAGGGAGCGCUACGAGACACAGCGCCGGCAACUUCCGGCUACCCCUGGGCCUAAAAACAAAAUAUUGCUGGUGGCAAGGAAAACGGCGGAAAGCAAAGAGGCAUGGCGACGAGUACUUCCGGAUACUCCCGUGCGACCGUCUACUGUCUUUCCAGGCAAUGCGAGGAACAGUGUUGAGAUCCAUCGGCUGAUGAAGAAAGAGGCCACCAGUGUCCUGGACCAGUGGGCCAACAACAAUAAGCGAGUGGAGGCGGUUGAGCUGGCGAAGGAGAGAUACCGACAAGAGAUGACGGAGCAUCCGUUACCUACGUUUGAUCCACGGCGGCCGACCUCCGCUAUUCUCCGCGAAUACAAGGAAUACAAACGACAGGAGGAAGAGCGGAAGGCAGCAGCGGCACUCCAACGGGAGUAUACAACCACGAACGACGCCUCUGUCAUCAUACGCCAGAUUUCCCCGCAACCGCGACCGGCUUCCCCGGUUUCACAACGUAGAGCCGACUUCAUAAAGCGCGUACAGACACCGGCGUCAAAACACCGCGACCGCGACAUGUCUGACGUGUCGGCGCUGCCGCCACGCGCCGGAAAACUGCGGCGAGCCGAAAGCGAGAAGUUUCCAUCCGUUUCCCGUACUACGUCGUUUAAGGAGCUUCCGGAGCACGAACUUCUGGAGCUCCAGGAGAACGCCCUGCUUACCGCCGCCGAACGAAUCCAAUUGGAGAAAAAUAAAAGAGACGCUGAAAACAAGCCGCCUCCUAAGCCGAAACCUGAGACUUCGGACCCUGUCGCUGAAUCCUUACCAAAACCACGUGAUGAGCGCGAUGAGAAAAAGCGAGGAAAGAGAGGCCGGCGACGUUUACCGCCGACGCCGCAUCCGGCUGUUGCGCAGGAGGUGGAGAUUGGUGAUGACCACGUCAUUGCAAACGUCCAGCUGUUUACAAACGCAUUGCUGCGAGUGGAUACUGAUGUCGAUAUGAUCAAUAAGGUCAAGCUCGCGAACGUCGACGAUGAUGAGGUCGCGGGCAAAACAACGAUGUCGCAAAAAACUGGCGAUGCGAAACACGAUGAAAGCGGCGCGUCGUAUAUGCCGCUUAUCAAACAGAAGAGCGCUCCCGGCAUCAGCGGCGUCCCAUUUUCGGAGGAGAAGGUGCAUCGGUUGAACAUCAGCAGCACCCUGCCAAGUAAGGACAUGUUGCCAAAGGUCUCCAAGCGCAUGGAGUUCAGCUAUGAAAACUUCACGCGGCUACCAUCGGAUACCGCCAAGAAGCGCCUAGAGUUGAAGGCGCGACAAAAGCGGAAGAUCCAGCAGAAAAACGCGCAACUCGAAGAAGAGCGCCGACAGCGCCUCCAGACCGCCAAUGCGCCAACGAAACCUAAAGGCGCAGAUGAGCGCCCGCCGACGAGAGUGAGCUUCAAUGAAAACGUGAUCGUUUUCCAGACGAUUUAAAUAUUUGUUAUUUUGCUCUGUUUGAUUAGAACAAAAUGCCUGUUUUCGAUAGUUUGGACUUUAAAUACAUUCUAUUUUUAGUCCCCUACCGGUUUCAACGGAGGGGACUUAUGGUUUGCGCUCUGUGUGUGCUUCAGUCCGUAAGUCUGUAAGUCUGUCACACUGGAUCCGGCGAUAACUUUUAAAGUUCUUAAUAUUUUUGAUGAAACUUGAAACAUGGAUAGAUGGCAAUAUGGACAUUAUGCACGUCAUUUAAUUUUGUUCAUACGUCAAAAAUUAUGGUUGCAAUGGCAACAAAUAGACUAGAAAUACUGUUGGAAAUGGUGGUUUUCUGGAUCCUGCGAUAACUUUAGAAGUUCUUCAUAUGUUUUCAUCAAACUUGAAACAUGGAUAGAUGGCAAUAUGGACAUUAUGCACGUCAUUUCAUUUUGUUCCUUCAUCAAAAAUUCUGGUUUCUAUGGCAACAAAUAGACUACAAAUACUGCUGAAAAUGGUGGUUUUCUGGAUCCUGCGAUAACUUUAAAAGUUCUUCAUAUUUUUUCACGAAACUUCAAAUAUGGAUAGAUGGCAAUAUGGACAUUAUGCACGUUAUUUUAUUUUGUUCAUACGUCAAAAAGUUUGGUUGCUAUGGCAACAAAUAGAAUAGAAAUACUGCUGAAAAUGGUGGUUUUCUGGAUCCUGCGAUAACUUUAAAAGUUUUUCAUAUUUUCUUUAAUGAAACUUGAAACAUGGAUAGAUGGCAAUAUGGAUAUAAUGCACGUCAUUUCAUUUUGUUCCUACGUCAAAAAUUCUGGUUGCUAUGGCAACAACAAAAAAGUUCUGACACUGUUGGAAUUUCUGACAAUGGUGGAGCCGGUAGGGGAUUUUUAUUGCUUGGCAAAAGUCUUGUUUUUAAAUGUGUGUCUUUAAUACAUAGUAAACAUGUUUUUGUUUAAUGCACGUCUUCCAGACAAAGAACUCUU